AUGACAUCCGAUGCCCAAUUUGACGCCGCCCUCGACCUCCUCCGGCGCCUGCCACCCACAGCAAUCCCUACGCACCUCAACUCUUUAACCGCUCUCACCCCGUCUCUAACGGAAGACCUCCUCUCCUCCGUCGAUCAACCACUCAACACAGCCCUCGACCCCUCCACCUCCCGCACCUACCUCCUCUGCGACUACAACCGCGACGGCGACUCCUACCGCUCACCAUGGUCCAACAAAUUCUACCCGCCCCUCCCCGCCGCCGAAGAAGCCGACGCCACAUACCCGUCUGAGCGCGUGCGCCGCAUGGAGGUCGAAUGCAACGCCGCCUUCGACGUCUACCGCAGCAUGUACUACGAAGGCACCGAGAGCGAGGGCGCCGGCGGCACCGCCGUCGGCUCCGUCUACCUGUGGGACCUAGACGAGGGGUUCGCGGGCGUGGUGCUGCUGAAGAAGGAGGGCGGCAAGGCCCGCGGUGGCAGUGCCGCUUGGGACUCGAUACACGUGUUUGAGGUGGACGAGCGCAGCACGCGUGGCACUACGGGGUCGAGCUCGCGGACCAGCCACUAUAAGCUCACGAGCACGGUGAUCCUGCAUCUACAGAGCUCGCUGGAUAAUGCGACCGUCAAGGAGGACGGUCUGCAACUCGCGGGCAGCAUGACGAGGCAGGUCGAGGCGGAUCUGAAUGUGGAGAGCGUGGGUAGUCUGGCUAAGGACGGCGGGCAUGUGGUCAACAUUGGACGCAUGGUGGAGGACAUGGAGGGCAAGAUGCGCAAUCUGCUGCAGGAAGUGUAUUUUGGCAAAGCCAAGGAUGUGGUCGGCGACUUGAGGAGUGUGGCGCCCUUGACGGGUGUGCGGAGGGACCGGGAGAUGCAGCAGAAUGUCAUGGCGAGCAUGGGACGGUGA
Molecule: messenger RNA, 903 nt
Organism: Cyphellophora europaea CBS 101466
Lineage: Eukaryota; Fungi; Ascomycota; Eurotiomycetes; Chaetothyriales; Cyphellophoraceae
Exons: 2
Coding region: 1-903 (300 amino acids)
Biological process (GO): actin cytoskeleton organization; barbed-end actin filament capping; cell morphogenesis
Cellular component (GO): actin cortical patch; cytoplasm; F-actin capping protein complex
Molecular function (GO): actin filament binding
Source: RefSeq, a predicted model, not a curated record